Molecule: messenger RNA, 5406 nt
Organism: Aspergillus saccharolyticus JOP 1030-1
Lineage: Eukaryota; Fungi; Ascomycota; Eurotiomycetes; Eurotiales; Aspergillaceae
Product: putative nuclear migration protein (ApsA)
Exons: 4
Coding region: 264-5309 (1681 amino acids)
Biological process (GO): maintenance of protein location in cell cortex; dynein-driven meiotic oscillatory nuclear movement; microtubule cytoskeleton organization
Cellular component (GO): mitochondrion; cell cortex
Molecular function (GO): phospholipid binding; tubulin binding
Source: RefSeq, a predicted model, not a curated record
UUCGCUGGUCGGCUCAAGCAACGAAACCCAACGCGAAAGAUAUCGACGUCAAUCAGCCCCACGGGAAUUUGGUCGCAAGCCGGAGGAUGAUUCAGAAUUGAUACGACGAUACGAAGACCGAGGCGACGAGUUACGCGGGAUACCCACGGCACCUGCGUCUGUGCUCGAGACAGCAGCCCGCGACGACGGCAGAUCCCUCCGUGGGCUCACCACCCUUUCUCUCGCCCUCCAUCGCGAGCUAUUAAUACCGGAUCUCUGCCAAGAUGUCUACAGUCGAAGAUCCUUUCGUCUCCCACUCCCGGGAGGGGAUGGCUUCUCGCGAUUCGCACAAGCUUUCUUCCUUCGACACGCAAUUGUUCGGUUUGAAUGCAUCCUCUCCGGCUCAGGCCAAACGGGCGCUUGAGGCCCAUCUGGCGGAAACGGAGCGCCGACUCGAAGAGGCAGGCAAGCUGGGCACGGCUCUGAUUGAGCAGCAGAAGCAGCUCGAAGAAAAGCUGCGAGAAGUGGAACAGCAGCAGCAGGAGGAGGGCCAGAUUGGUCCCGAUCUACGUCGCAAGUUGGCCGACCUGGAGAAAGAGUACAAUGAGAUCGGCCGGGAAACGGCACGCGCAUUCCUCGCCCCGAAACGUUUGGCAAGCGGUGAAGAUGGCCACUUUGGGACUCCGCAUGGGCAGAAGUCACCCAUCAGCACGGCUCUCUUCGCCGGCCAAGCCACCCCCUCGCCCAGCAAGGUCAGCGUUCCGUCUCGAAAGCAGCGCAACCAGCCCUCCAACCGUGUUCAUGAUAUUGAAUUCGCUACCGAGAUCUCUACCUCUCUCCUUGCCCAGGUGCGCCAACUGCAGGCCCUGCUCGCCGAGCGUGAGGAGGCUCUCAAGAAUGUCAACCUUGAAAAGUCGCGACUCGAACUUGAGGCGGAGGGCUAUGCGCAACGCAUCAGGAUCCUGGACGAGAGCGAAGAACGCUACAAAGAUGAAAAUUGGACCUUGGAGACUCGAACCCGUGAACUGAUGACAGCCGCCAAGGAAGCUGCUGACCGGGAAAGCCGACUGAACAGCAGCCUGGGGGCUUUGGCUUCAGAGAAGAGCGCUGUGGAACGAGAGCUGGAAGAGCUGAGGCAGGCAAAUGCGAAGUUGAUCGAGGAUCAGACCGCGGCGCAAAAAGCCAACGAUGCUGAGAUCCACCUUCUGCGUCGGAAUCUGCAUGCGGGAGAUGCUGAGAAGCUUGCGUUGCAGCAGAAAGUCGAGGAGCUGAACUCUCAGAAUGAGGAACUUGCCAGGGCGGUGGCCAUGCGCCUCCGCCAGCAAGAACAAGAGCUUUCUCGUGAAGUCCAUAGGCAUCCAGACUCGGACGACCAAGAUCAAUCGACUCCUGAGAACUCCCCGCCCCCGUCCCCGAACAAGUUCACGCCGCGGCACAACCACCUCGAAACGGAGACGUUGAAGAGCUCGCUCGGUCACGCCCACCGCAUGAUCCAGAACCUCAAGAGCACCAUCCAUCGCGAAAAGACCGAGAAGAUCGACCUGAAGCGCAUGCUCCAGGAAGCCCGUGAUGAGAUUGAGCAGAAGCGCCGUGAAUCCACUGCCACCACCGGUCCUACCAGCAAACGCCAGAAGACCAAGCCAGACCCUGCACGCAAGGCCCCCCGGCCGGAUCUCCUGGGCGCUGGUCGGAAGAGGGCGGAGAUCGAGAUCCAUGAAUCAGACUGGGAGGACAAUGCUACUGACGCCAGCCCCUCUCACAAAGCCGCUCUCAAGGCCUCCCGGGCGCGCAUGGGAGGACAGUCCUCCGCAGAACCGAGUGAUGCAUACCAGACCGCUACCGAGGCAGACGACAGCUUUGAGACUGCCACCGAACGCGGAACAGCCACCGAAAGCGACGCGUUCCAGACUGGUCUCGAGAGCAUGGCUGAUGACAGCACGGAUAGCGGCGAGCUCACGGAGACGGACAACCGGCUGCAGCGGACUCCACGCGGACGCGUCUCCUCGUUCACAAUGGCCAAGACUCGCGACAGGAAAGUCUACGAGAGCACCGCGUCCAAUUCUAGUGACGAGGACAUGAUCGACGAGGAAGGCUUCCCAUCGCCCACGAGUCAAAUCAGUCCUCGGUACAGGGUGCGGAACAAGAGGAGCAUUGUGCGGAGGAUUCGUCCCUCUGGCGAAGCUCCUAUGGCUUCCAAUAGCAGACCUUCUACCGCUCGCGAUUCUCCCGCUACCAGCUUCCUGCAAAGCUCAGCCAGCCCUGAAGGGCAGAGUCUUUUCAUGGAGCUUGCUGAGUUGGAUGGAGACGAAGAUCAGGAGGGUGACUUUGGACCCCCUAUGCGAUUCGACACGGCCUCGCAGGCCUCGACUCCGCGCAUGCUCCCCGCUUACGACUCAAGACGUCCAUCGGAAGCCGUGCUUACUGCUGUGCCGAGACCUGUCAUGGUUGAUUCCGCUAUGAUGACAGAUCCGUGGGAGCCCGCCGUACCCGCUACAGUCACUGCUAUCCCGAAUGGUGAAGAGAUGAACAAGGAUGUGCAAGAGUCGUCCUCGAAGCUGUCCAUGUCUGAUACUGGCACUGCGACGGAGGAACCGCAGAAGCCCGAAUUGGCGCAUGCUUCCACCCAGUGGACCGUCCCGGACUCCGAGGCGAUCGCCGCCGAGAUCUCGAAAGAAUUGGAGCAACCAUCAGUUCAGUCGCAACUAGAAGUCUCUUCUGUCGCUUCUGAGGAGACUGCUCCAUCUCCGCCGAGGCGCUCUCCUCUGACUACCGCAUAUGCCAUCGGAGUCACGACAGAACCCGUUGCCUCUGUUGUCCCUGCACCACCUGAGAUCGCAUUGUCCCCGAUCUCCUCUUCGUCCACUGAGCCGAUCAGACCUGAACCGGCAUACGUCCCCACCGUGGCGCUGUCGACACUCUCGUCUCAACACACUUUGCCCAUUGCGGCGGCCCUCCCUGAGCCUGCGCCGGUGGUAGCCCUUGCUGAGCAUGGCACCAAUACUGAGGCUGUGGCAUUUGCCACCUCGUCGAUCUACUCAUCGCAAACCGAGCCUGUGGCAGCUAUUCCUCGACCACUCCCAAUGGUUGAGCCUGUCGUCAUUGAGAAGCGCGUUGAAGUGGAACGAGAACGUGAGCUUCCAGCAUUGAGUCUGUCGUCGAUCGAAACCCAGCAGACGGAGCCAGUUGCGGCUGUUCCUCAGCCCCUCCCAGUGGUCGAGCCCGUGNNNAUUGAAAAGGUUGUUGAAGUUGAGCGUGAACGUGAGCUUCCAGCAUUGAGUCUGUCGUCGAUCGCCACACAGCAGACAGAACCCGUCUUACCGGCUGUUGAGCGGAGUGUAGACCCAGAACCUGAGCUUCCACAAUUGGCUGUAUCCUCGGUCUUCUCGCAAGAAACCGAGCCCGUGAUGGCUACCCUGCAACGGUCGGCUGAGCCGGAGGUAGCAGCUGCUGUUGAGCGGGAGAUUGCCGAGCCCAAGCUUGCAGAUUUGAAUCUCUCUCUCAUUGCGUCGGAAAGCACGGAACCAGCUGCACCGCAGUUGCACGAGAUCCCGGUGGUCGAAGCCCCUCAAAUAUCGCUAUCCGAAGUGCACGCGGUGGAGACGAGCCCCGUCAAACAUGUUCCGUCGGCAGUUGCGGUGCCCCCGGUCCAGCUGAUGGAUGAAAACGCGCCACCAAAUCACAGCAUGCAUAUGGUCAAGGGUCUCCCUGCUGCUGAACUGCCAUUGCUUGUGGUCAACGAUGACAGUCCAAGGAAGAAUGCAGCCAGUGGUACAAACGGACCGGAGCCAGACUCCACUCUGCCUCUAGGUGCCAUCUCUGGCAAUGUUGUCCCACGCCACACGCGACAGCGGUCGUCUAGUCGGACGGAACGGGCUGACCAGGGUGCGCAAACAAUUCUGUCGUCGAAGCAGAUUGACCAGCUGCUCAUGGAUCGUGUCACCGCCCGGCCACUCUCUCCUCCGGACAGCGACAAAGCCAAGGAACAGAACACCUCACCGUUUGCCACACCCCGAGCACGCACUCGUCCCACUCAUCAGUCCUCUCAAUCCUCUCUCCCAACCCACCAGCUCAGGCCGGGCAGUUCGCUUAGCCAUACGUCAAGCAUCCAGAGCCACCCAGCUUUGCCUCACGACCACAAGGAGAUGAUCAUGGCAGCCGAGAAACAAUCAUUGGAUCAACGGCCAGGUUCUCCCACCUUGAUGGGCCCUCCUCUUGCGCCAGCUUCCGCUCACAGGACCAACGUGAGCCAGCGCCCGCGGACUCCCAACGAGCAGGGUCUCCGAGUCAGCUCGAUGUCCACGACGACCUCCCGAGUCAAGUUGAGAAGCGAGAGCCACAGUCACAUCUCACGGCGGUCGUCAGUGUCAUCCUUUGCAUCUGAGAUCGACGAGCGAUUCGCUGCGCAGCCCAUUGGUCCUCAGGGCUAUGCCGCCGGUACAGACCCGAGGAUGAUCCAGGCUAUUACACAAACGAUGAUUGGCGAGUUUCUGUGGAAGUACACUCGCAAGACUGUCACGGGCGAGGUGUCCAGCACAAGACAUCGACGCUACUUCUGGGUUCACCCCUAUACACGUACGCUGUACUGGAGUGCGCAGGAUCCCCAGACCGCUGGCACGCGUGAACUGAAGACCAAGAGUGUUCCCAUCGAGGCUGUUAGAGUCGUGCCUGAUGACAACCCUUACCCCCCUGGCCUGCACUGCAGGAGUCUGGAGGUGGUCAGCCCAGGCCGCCGGGUUCGCUUUACAGCAACCACCAGUCAGCGACACGAGACUUGGUUCAACGCCUUGUCGUACCUGCUUCUGCGCAACUCGGCCGAGAAUGGCGAAGAACAGGAGGGCAACGCUUCGUUGGAAGACAUCGAUGAAUUCAACCCUGAGUUCCGCUCACGCUCCCGCCAGACCUCAAGACUCUCAUUCUCCUCCUCGCGCAGUCGUACUGCACGAAACUGGCCGAAGGAGCGGGCUGGCUCUACCAUUUCAUCCCGUCGCACCCUAACGCCGGGACGAGGCUCCCCUUCGCUUGCUGCACCGUCAUCGUUCACUGAGCAAAGGAACGGCUCUAGCUCGCGGCUCAGCACAAUUCUGAACACGACGAUCAAGGGCUCGUUUGGUCGCAAGGGUCCGCGCUAUGCCAGCUCGAGUGUUCAUGAAGGAAGCAUACACACCCGUGACAGCCACGAUGACUUUCGACAUACGAUGGAGAGACAAGAAAGCCAGGGGGACCGACUCGAGAACGUGCGAGCGUGCUGUGAUGGCAAACAUGAUGUCAGUGCCUUGUCCAGGACAAGUAAAUAUAGCCCGCGGGUGAACCGGAUUCAUUCCCAUCAUUAACGCACUUGAGAAUUGAGCUGCGUCGAUCGGCGGGGCUCUUGCCUGCAGCUGUGGUUUGUUUCUGCACGAGUCUCUUUAUCAGCAUCCCAUUGUUCUC